This is a messenger RNA of Prorocentrum cordatum, 639 nucleotides long. The record is from the annotation of a GenBank genome assembly. NCBI's taxonomy places the organism in Eukaryota, Dinophyceae, Prorocentrales, Prorocentraceae.
GGCGAGCAGUGGCAGCGGGCUCUGGCGCUGCUCAGCGAGAUGCCGGAGGCGAAGCUAAAGCCGAACGUCCUCAGCUACAGGUCUGGAAUCAGCGCGUGCGAGAAGUGCGGGCAGUGGCAGCCCGCUUUGGCGCUGCUCAGCGAGAUGCCAGAGGCGACGUUGGAGCCCAACGUCAUCUCGCUACAGAGUUGGGAUCAGCGCGUGCGAGAAGGGCGAGCAGUGGCAGCCUGCGCUGGCACUGCUGAGCGAGCUGCGGGACGCGAGGCUGGAGCCCGACGCCUCGUCAGCUGCACCACUGGGAUCAGCGCGUGCGGGAAGGGCGGGCAGUGGCAGCGGGCUCUGGCGCUGCUCGGCGAGAUGUGGGCGGCGAAGCUGGAGCUUGACGCAUUCAUCUACACCGCUGGGGUCAGCGCCUGCGGGAAGGGCGGACAGUGGCAGCGGGCUCUGGCGCUGCUCGGCGAGCUGUGGGCGGCGAGGCUGGAGCCCGACGCCUUUCAGCUACAGUGCUGGGAUCAGUGCGUGCGAGAAUGGCGAGCAGUGGCAGCGGGCGCUGGCCCUGCUGAGCGAGAUGCGGGAGGCGAAGCUGGAGUUCGGCGUCAUCAGUUUCAACGCUGGGAUCAGUGCGUGCGAGAAGUGUGA